Molecule: messenger RNA, 1530 nt
Organism: Marmota flaviventris (yellow-bellied marmot)
Lineage: Eukaryota; Metazoa; Chordata; Mammalia; Rodentia; Sciuridae
Source: RefSeq, a predicted model, not a curated record
GGGAGGCGACGAUGCGCACGGCCGGAGAGACGCGGAGGAGGAGACAUGAGCCGGCGGGCGCCCGGACGGAGCGGCCGUGACGCUUUCGCGCUGCAGCCGCGCGCCGCAGCCCCAGAGCGCUGACCCCUGGCCUCGCGCAGUCCCGCGCCCCGGCCAGAGAGCCUGCCCCAGCUUUUAUUCCUCUCGCGCAUGCUGCCCCCGGAGUGAGCCGGGCACCAGCAUUCCGCGGACGCCUGGACGGCUGCCGGACAGCAGUGAGCAAGCUUCCCGCACCAGCCGAGCGCUUCCUGCACAGCGGCGGCCGCCCCGCAGCCCCCGCGCCAGCCCGGAGGGCGCAGCGCUCGGGAGGAGCCGCGCGGGGCGCUGAUGCCGCAGGGCGCGCCGCGGAGCGCCCCGGAGCAGCAGAGUCUGCAGCAGCAGCAGCCGGCGAGGAGGGAGCAGCAGCAGCGGCGGCGGAGGCGGAGGCGGAGGCGGAGGCGCCCGGUCCCGGCCGCGCGGAGCGGACAUGUGCAGGCUGGGCUAGGAGCCGCCGCCUCCCCCCCGCCCAGCGAUGUAUUCAGCGCCCUCCGCCUGCACUUGCCUGUGUUUACACUUCCUGCUGCUGUGCUUCCAGGUACAGGUGCUGGUGGCCGAGGAGAACGUGGACUUCCGCAUCCACGUGGAGAACCAGACGCGGGCCCGGGACGACGUGAGCCGUAAGCAGCUGCGGCUGUACCAGCUCUACAGCAGGACGAGCGGCAAGCACAUCCAGGUGCUGGGCCGCAGGAUCAGCGCGCGCGGCGAGGACGGCGACAAGUAUGCCCAGCUCCUAGUGGAGACGGACACCUUCGGUAGCCAAGUGCGGAUCAAGGGCAAGGAGACGGAGUUCUACCUGUGCAUGAACCGCAAAGGCAAGCUCGUGGGGAAGCCUGAUGGCACCAGCAAGGAGUGUGUGUUCAUCGAGAAGGUGCUGGAGAACAACUACACGGCUCUGAUGUCUGCCAAGUACUCUGGCUGGUAUGUGGGCUUCACAAAGAAGGGGCGGCCUCGCAAGGGCCCCAAGACCCGGGAGAACCAGCAGGAUGUGCACUUCAUGAAGCGCUACCCCAAGGGGCAGGCAGAGCUGCAGAAGCCCUUCAAGUACACGACGGUGACCAAGCGGUCUCGGAGGAUCCGCCCCACACACCCUGGCUAGGCCGAGGCCCGAGGCCCCCCGGACCCACUCACACUCCCCGAGAACGGCAUCAGAGGAAUAUUUUUACACGAAAAAUAAGGAAGAAGCUCUAUUUUUGUACAUUUGUUUUUAAAAAAAGAAAAAAAAAAAAAAAAAAAAAAAAAAAACUGAACCAAAACUCUUGGGGGGAGGGGCGAUGGGAUUUUACUGUUGACUUGAAACCCCCGGUGACAAGACUCAGGCAGAGGACUGCUGUCAGCCCACGGGUGCCUGCCCCUCUCGCUGCAGGAGUGCAGCUCUAACUUGUCCCCAGAGGACUCAACGAGGGAGCCGACACUCCGAGAAACCAAAGUUCUUUUUCCCAAAGGUUCUGAAAG